AUGAAGCCGAAGGCGCGGCUCCUGGGCCGCAGCGGCAGCAAGAAGCGGCUGGUCGUGCCACCGUCGCCGUCGCCGUCGCCGGCGGUUGCGGCGGACGGCGGGAUGGACGAGGUGAAGGCGGAAGAGAGGCGGAAGGAGGCGGAGCGGGAGGAGGGGAGGGAGCGCGAGCGCGGGUUGCUGGGCGUGCGGCGCAACAAGGGCGCUGGCGCGCGGUCGUGGCUGCGGAUCGACCAAUCAGGACAGACGCAGGUGAUAGAGGCGGACAAGUACGCAAUCAUGCGCCGCUGCGCCAUCCCAGCGCGCGACCUCCGCAUUCUCGACCCGCUGCUCUCCUACCCCUCCACGCUGCUGGGGCGUGAGCAAGCCAUCGUGGUCAAUCUGGAGCACAUCAAGUGCAUAAUAAUGGCGGAGGAGGUGCUGCUGCUCAACUGGCGCAACUUCCAGGUGGCGCGGGUGGUGGAGGAGCUCAAGGCGCGCCUGCCCCUCCAUCUCAAUGCUGCAGGCCAGCAGGUGCUAGGGCAAGAUGGCAGCGGUCUCUCCCCCUCCCACCUCAUCCCCCCUCUCACUCUCUCCCCUCCAACAACUUCCCUUCCUGCUCCUGCUACCGUGCCUGCUGCUGGACCCAUGUCAGCAACUGCCACACCAACAGCUGCCACAUCAGCAACUGCCAACACAGCAGCUGCCACCUCAGCACCAGUCUCUGCCAGUGCUGCUGCAAGCAUUCCUCUCCUUUCCUUUCCACCCCCUCCGCCCUCCGCUACUGCUGGAGCAGCCAACCUUGCUGCGGGAGCACCGCUCACAGCCACUGUUUCACAACCACCAUCUUCAGCACCACCAACAACAGCAGUAGCAGCACCACCACCGCCAAUAGCGCCAGCACCACCACCAGCAGCGCCAGCAGCAGCGGCGGCAGCAGCGGCGGCAGGAGCGACAGCCGGGGGGAUGGAGGCGGCGGCGUUGGAGGCGGGGGGCAUGGCAUGGCGGGGCCCCAAUGCGUUGCCCUUUGAGUUCCGCGCUCUGGAGGUCUGCCUGGAGUCUGCAUGCGGUACCCUUGAUGCUGAGACAACCCGAGUGGAGCAGGAGGCAUACCCGGCACUGGACGAGCUAACGGCAUCCGUGUCAACGCUCAACCUGGAGAGGGUGCGACAAAUCAAGAGCCGCCUUGUCGUCAUCUCCGGCCGCGUGCAGAAGGUUCGAGAUGAGUUAGAGCAGUUGCUAGACGACGACGAGGACAUGGACGAGAUGUAUCUCACAGACAAGCUGCUGCAGCAGCGGCAGGCGGCGGCAGAGCAGCAGCAGGAGGACGAGGAGAUGCGCGAGGAGGAGGAGCGGCAGCGGCUCCUGCUGCUGCAGCAGCAGCAUGUGCACGGAAGGGCAGGGGAAAACUUCAGUUUUGGCGUGCCUUCCCACUCUGGCUCCUCUGCCCGUGGAGGGAGAGGGGGAGGAGGAAGAGGCGGAGGGGUGGAUGGGGUUUCUGAAAGGGAAGAGGAUUGUCCGAGCUCUGGUAGUGCUUCUCCUCCUGACCUGGAUAACAUGCCCUCGGAUGGAGAUGGCUCGGAAGGCGCAGGUUCGGACGGUGCAGGUUCGGAAGGCAUAGUCCCCCUCUCCCUUCCACCAUCCCCCUCUCCCUCCCAUCAUCCCCCCAUCUUUCCCACCAUCCGUUCCUCCCUACGUUUCCACAUCUCCCAUCCUCCAGCUGCUCCACUGCGGAAGCACGUGGAGGACACGGAGGACUACAUCAACAUCAUGCUGACGGCUGCAUGUGCCCACACAUCUCUCGUACCCCUCAUUACCCCUUUUCACCCCUCUGUACCUCUGUCUACUGUACUUUCACAUCCCCAGCUGCGCGAGUACGUGGAGGACACGGAGGACUACAUAAACAUAAUGCUGGACGAGAAGCAGAACAGCCUGCUGCAGAUGAACGUGCUGCUCACCACCGCCACUCUCUUCAUCUCCUUCUUCAUCGUUGUCACGGGGGUGUUUGGGAUGAACAUCGACUGCUCAUAUUUCGACCCGGAGAACCCGGCCAAUUAUAGCGUGUUUUAUUAUGUUGUGAUUGGGAGCACUGUAGCGUGCAUCGCGUCGUUUAUUUUGGCGGUGGUGUACAUGCGCAGUAGAGGGCUCAUUGUGCCGUCCGCGUGA
This is a messenger RNA of Closterium sp. Naga37s-1, 2142 nucleotides long. The record is from the annotation of a GenBank genome assembly. NCBI's taxonomy places the organism in Eukaryota, Viridiplantae, Streptophyta, Zygnematophyceae, Desmidiales, Closteriaceae.